AUGCGCAGUUUGUUGGAUGGCAUCACGUCUGCACUGCGCAUGCCGCUGCAGCUGCGGCAGAGGGAGGACGAUGAACAACAGCCGCUGGGGUGCAGGGGGGCCACCGCCACCACCACCGUCGUCCCCUCACUGCGUGGGAAAGAGCCCACCAAUGUAAAGGAAACCGGGUUUCCCCUGGGAUCGUUGCUAUACGGUGGCAGUAGUGUUUCGUGUGCUUUUGCGGCAGAGAAGUCACCGGACUUGCCCUUCACAAUGCUUCUCCUGACGCAAAACGUUGGGGGUCUUUGGUCCUCCUCUGAUGCUGUGAGUGGGGAAGACGCGGAGGUCGCAGAUGGUGCUCCAGAGACGGUACCCACAACAGGAGUAUCCGACCGUGUGCGGAGGCGUGUAGCGGAAUUCUUACAGGAGCUUCGUCUUUUAAUUUAUGAGGCGAGUCGUCGCGAAUUUGCUUCACAUCUUCGGAAGGACAGGGUGAAUACGGAGAGCAGUGGAUCGCCAUUGAGGGCGGCUGACAGUUCCCAUAGCGAAGUGCCGCCGCUGCUUGACGUCAUUGUUGUACACUUUCAAGAGAUUGGCGGGAAGAAGGUAAAUACGGAGUUGAACGCUUUUUUCGCGGAGGCUCUCAGGGCAGUGCUGCCGGAGGCGGCGUGGUCGUCGGGUCUUCUUAUGGAAACCAACAACGACGCACAACGAUUUACGGCGUUGGGGUCGAUUGUGUUCCUUUCGCACCGCAUGUGCCCGAUCAGCAGCAUACUUUCGUUCCGACACCGCACCUUUGUUGCUGUUGCUGAUGAUCCUGCGACUUACGGAAGUUCGCCGACGUUUCUCUUUCACGGUGGUAAAUUCUCAGGUGAUGCGUCGGCGCGCAAGGGGUAUCUACUGACGUCGCUGCGCUUCGGCACAGUAGUGGUGAACUACCUCAACAUCCACUUGCACCAUGACGCUCGAAACACAGAGGCGGCAGUGGCGAGCCCCAGCCCGUACGCGGUGCGGCGCCAGGAGGCGCUUUUGGAGGCGAUGGCUGAAUGCAUGGUUUUUGCUGAUCCACAGGAUCCCCUCUUUAUUUUUGGUGACUUCAACACCCGCCUGGACACCCAAAGCCUGCUGAAGCACCUUAAAGAGUCCCAGCAGAUGGAACUGCAGCUCUCCGCAAAGGACGUGCAGGCACCGGAUGAUUUUUGGGAGCUUUUCACAGAGUCCCAUCACGCAGGUAUGAUUAAGAGAUUUGACGUGGAGCUGCAGCGCUUGAUGGAUAUGGUGGCACAACAGAGCGGGGUGGAGCUGGCGGAGUUUGCCAUACGCUUUCCCCCGACGUACUCGAGACUUCCCGUGAAGGGGCCCAUAAGAAGUCGUCCAAAGUCAAAAAAUGACGUAGAAGCUGGUGAAGGCGACGAUGGAGGCGAUGCCGAUGACGACGAGCUUAUGAAGGGGGGUAAGAAGAGGGGGAAGAAAAAGUCCCGGACAGAGACAAGUCCUGGUGAGGCUGCGGUGCCCCUAGUGCUUUCCCGCAUCACGGCUGUACCCACACGCGGGUACAGCCGUCAACGUAUUCCUGCCUGGUGUGAUCGUGUCGUGUGGAACCCCCCCGGGCUGGAACUUAUGACGGGACAGCGCUCUUCAUCUGCAUCUUUGCCGUCUGCCUCGUCCAAGAAUGACGGUAUCCCAGACUCCGCUUCUCGAUACGUGUACCGUUCUUUUGCCCUUGCCCACACUGAUCACGACUGCAUCGUGCUGCUGUUUUAA
Molecule: messenger RNA, 1743 nt
Organism: Trypanosoma rangeli
Lineage: Eukaryota; Euglenozoa; Kinetoplastea; Trypanosomatida; Trypanosomatidae
Product: putative inositol-1,4,5-trisphosphate (IP3) 5-phosphatase
Exons: 1
Coding region: 1-1743 (580 amino acids)
Biological process (GO): phosphatidylinositol dephosphorylation
Molecular function (GO): inositol-polyphosphate 5-phosphatase activity
Source: RefSeq, a predicted model, not a curated record